AUGACAGGACUUUGCAAAAUGAAGGAUCUUGUAGAUCUGGGUCUUAGCAACAACGAGUUUAGCGGUCCAAUUCCAAGGUGUCUCAGCAUAUUAAGGAACCUCCAAGUCCUUGAUCUCUCUCAAAAUUUGUUCAGUGGCAAUUUUCCAUCAUUCACUAGCAAUUUCACAUCUCUUGUGUACUUGUCUCUCCUUGACAAUUACCUACAAGGACCAUUUUUAUUGAGCACUUUGGCUAACCAUUCCAACUUUAAGGUUCUAUAUAUUAAUUCUCUAAGCCCAAGUGCACAAGUUGAAACCGAAAACACACAAUGGGUUCCAACAUUUCAAUUAAAAUCCCUCAUCCUUCAAAACUGCAACUUGAACAGGGAUAAAGGAAGCAUCAUUCCCAGUUUUCUUCUACAUCAGAAAGACUUGCAAUAUAUGGAUCUCUCCCACAACAAAUUAGUUGGAGCAUUCCCAAGUUGGUUGAUACAAAAAAACCUGAGUUUCCUAGAUAUAUCAAACAACAAAAUCAAUGGUUUGCUACCAAAAGAUAUUGGUACUAUUCUUCCCGGGAUAUGGAUUUUGAAUCUGUCCAUGAACAACUUUGAAGGAAAUAUACCUGCAUCAAUUGGUAAAUUGCAACAACUUACAAUGUUGGAUUUGUCUGACAAUUUCUUCUCAGGUGGGUUACCUGAACAACUAGCCACAAAUUGGACUAACUUGCAAAGCUUGAAGCUUUCAAAUAACUUUCUCCAAGGGAACAUUCCUAAAUUUUCUAAUUUGUAUGAGUUGUUCCUCAACAAUAACAACCUCAAUGGCACUCUCAAAGAAGUAUUGGAAAAUUUAAACAGUGAAGGAUUGGCCAUACUAGACAUAUCCAACAAUUCAAUCACAGGUGAAAUUCCCACUUCAAUUGAGAAGUUUUCAUCACUCAUUAUCCUUCUUAUGGCAGAAAAUCAAUUAGAAGGUGAGAUCCCAUUUGAGUUUUCCAACCUGACAGGCCUUUAUAUGUUAGAUCUUUCACAAAAUAGAUUAUUAGGGUCAAUCUCAGGUAUGAAUCUUUCAACCAUGAGAUACUUGUAUUUGCAAAAGAAUACUUUCUCAGGUUCUAUACCUUUCACAUUGUCUGAAGGAUCAGAGCUAAUAACUUUGGACUUGAGAGAUAAUAACUUUUCUGGGAGUAUUCCUUAUUGGAUGGAUAAGCUGUCAAAUCUAAGAGUGCUUUUAUUAGGAGGGAACAAUUUUCAUGGCCAUAUCCCAAUCCAAUCAUGUCAAUUAAAAGAUAUCACCAUUAUGGAUCUCUCACGCAACAAGAUCAAUGGCUCAAUACCAUCUUGCUUCAAUAAUUUGUCUUUUGGAAUGGUAGAAAACUAUAAUUAUGGCCCUAUAUUUCAAAUCAAAUGGUCAAUGUUUACACCUGUAGAGCCAGACUUGUUAUAUUCCAGAACCUUCCUUGAUGUAAAUGUGUCACUGUAUAUGCCUACUACUGAGAUGCCAUCAUAUGAUGAUGUAAUAGCAUCAACUGUGGAAUUUAGAACAAAGAGAAACUACUACUCUUAUGGAGGCAAAAUCCUAGAGAACAUGACUGGAUUGGAUUUAUCAUGCAAUAUGCUAACUGGGAUCAUCCCUUCUCAAAUUGGAAACUUGCAACAAAUUCAUGCCUUGAAUCUAUCCCAUAAUUAUUUGUCAGGUUCUAUUCCAAACACUUUUUCCAAUCUUACCCAAAUAGAGAGCCUUGACUUGUCAUACAACAACUUGAGUGGUGAGAUACCUUCUCAAUUAACACAGUUGUACUUUUUAUCAAUCUUCAAUGUGUCAUACAAUAAUCUAUCUGGAACACCACCAAGUACAGGACAGUUUGAAGACUUUGAUGAGGACAACUACAGAGGUAAUCUUGGUCUCUGUGGACCACUACUAAAGCAGAAGUGUGAAGGCGUUGCAACUCCACCAUCAUCAGAAUCCAACAACACGGGAGGAAAGGAAAUAACAAUAGACAUGGAAGCAUUCUAUUGGAGUUUUUGUGCAUCCUAUAUAACAAUACUCUUGGGGUUCAUAACGGUGCUCUGCAUAAAUGCUCAUUGGCGCAUGGCCUUGUUUUAUUAUAUGGGUAAGUUUAUACGUACAUGUUUUCCAUCGUUUCCUCUGUAUUGA
Messenger RNA from Gastrolobium bilobum, 2133 nucleotides. RefSeq names its product receptor-like protein 13. Lineage: Eukaryota; Viridiplantae; Streptophyta; Magnoliopsida; Fabales; Fabaceae. Gene Ontology annotation, molecular function: protein binding. The record is from RefSeq and is a predicted model, not a curated record. The transcript is spliced from 2 exons. The coding region runs from base 1 to 2133 and encodes 710 amino acids.